This is a messenger RNA of Cynocephalus volans (Philippine flying lemur), 3511 nucleotides long. It is a transcript of the gene VSIG10L, whose product is annotated as V-set and immunoglobulin domain containing 10 like. Lineage: Eukaryota; Metazoa; Chordata; Mammalia; Dermoptera; Cynocephalidae. The record is from RefSeq and is a predicted model, not a curated record. Bases 1 to 2655 code for a protein of 884 amino acids. The transcript is spliced from 10 exons.
AUGGACACCUCGCAGGCUCUGCCUCUCUUCCUGUUUCUGGCCUCCAGAAUAGGGGUCCUGGCCCUCAGAGCCUCUUCUGAACUUCAGCAAACCAACUUCUCCUCUGCCUCAUCCUCAGACUCAGAAAGCUCCUCCCAGGGCCUGGCUUUGAAAGUUUCCUCCAUCAAACCCCCCAGCUGGAAAUUCCCAGACCAGUCUUCAAGUUCUAAAGCCUCUGCUGAAAUCCCUGAUUCCAACUGGUUUCCUGAGGCCCUGAAUUCAAACGAUGUGUCUGGGUCCUUCUGGCCAAAUGUUACUGCGGAGGGUCAAAAUUUGAGCCCAGAUCCUACCUUCUCUGAAAUCCCUGGUUCCAAAGUAUUUCCUGAUAUCUCGCAUUCUCAAGUUUCUGCCAAAGACCCCGAGCCUUCCUUCUCUGUUAAGACCCCAGCUUCAACCAUUUUUGCUCAAGUCCCCGAUACCAAUGUAUCUGUUGAGACCCCAGGUUCAGAAUUCUCCAGUGAGGAUCUAGAUCUUGAAAACUCCACUCAGAGCCCAGAAUCCAAAGUUCCUGCUGAGACCCACCCUGAGGCAAACUUCCCUCAGCAGGUGGGGGGGCCUUUUGCUGUGCUGGUUGGGACCACUAUCCGACUUCCCCUGGUUCCAGUCCCCAGCCCUGGUCCCCCUGCGCCCCUAGUGGUCUGGCGCCGGGGCUCCAAGGUGCUGGCAGCUGGGGGUCUGGGGCCAGGGGCUCCUCUGCUUAGCCUGGACCCUGCUCGCCAAGAACGCCUGCAAUUUGACCAGGCCCAAGGAGGUCUGGAACUUGCCUCUGCCCAACUGGACGAUGCGGGGAUCUACACAGUUGAGGUCAUCCGGGGUGGGGUCUCCAGGCAGAUUCGGGAAUUCACAGUGGGCGUGUAUGAGCCCCUACCCCAGCUGUCGAUGCAGCCCGAGGCCCCAGAGACAGAGGAGGGAGCAGCCGAGCUCAGGCUACGCUGCGUGGGGUGGGAGCCGGCUCGAGGGGAGCUGAGCUGGAGCCGGGAUGGACGCGCCCUGGAGGCCGCGGACCCCGAGGGAGCGCAGCCGCCCAGGAUCCGCGCGAAGAGCGACCAGCUGCUCAUCGGGCGCCCAGUGCGCAGCGACCACGCCCGGUACACUUGCCACGUCCGCAGCCCCUUUGGCUACACCGAGGCUGCAGCCGACGUCAGCGUCUUUUACGGCCCAGAUCCCCCUGUCAUCACGGUCUCCUCGAAUCGAGACGCCGCCCCAGCCACCUAUGUCACCGCGGGCAGCAACGUGACCUUGCGUUGCACCGCCGCCUCACGGCCGCCAGCCGACAUCGCGUGGAGCCUGGCGGACCCGGCAGAGGCCGCCGUGCCCGCGGGGCCGCGCCUCCUGCUGCCCGCGGUCGGACCGGGCCACGCCGGCGCCUACGCCUGCCUCGCUGCAAACCCGCGCACUGGCAGCCGCCGCCGCUCGCUGCUCAACCUCACGGUGGCAGAUCUGCCCCCCGGAUCUCCACAGUGCUCAGUCGAAGGGGGUCCCGGAGACCGCACCCUCCGCUUCCGCUGUUCGUGGCCAGGAGGGAUCCCUGAAGCCUCCCUGCAGUUCCAGGGUCUCCCCGAAGGCGUCCGAGCAGGGCCGGUGCCCUCUCCGCUAGUGGCGGCCGUCCCCGCUCAUCCCCAGCUCAGCGGCGUCCCUGUCACCUGCCUUGCUCGACACCUGAUGGCCACGCGCACUUGCACUGUCACCCCGGAAGCCCCCCGAGAGGUGUUGCUACAUCCGCUGGUGGAGGAGACACGAUCAGGGGAGGCAGAGGUGGCACUGGAGGCAUCUGGCUGUCUCCCACCCUCACGAGCAUCCUGGGCCCGGGAAGGGCGGCCUCUAACUUCAGGAAGUGGGAGUCGCCUGCGGCUCAGCCAAGAUGGGCGGAAGCUCCUCAUUGGCAACUUCAGCCUGGACAGGGACCUGGGAAAUUACUCCGUGUUGUGCAGUGGGGCGCUGGGUGCUGGGGGCGACCAGAUCACCCUCAUUGGACCUUCUGUCUCCUCAUGGAGGCUGCAGAGAGCCCGUGAUGCAGCAGUGCUGACUUGGGAUGUGGAGCGUGGGGCCCUGAUCAGCGGUUUUGAGAUCCAAGCACGGCCAGAGGGGCCUGACCUGGGCAGAACCUCCACCUUCAAGGACUGGGUCUCCCUGCUCAUCCUGGGGCCUCGGGAGCGGUCAGCCGUGGUGCCCCUCCCUUCUGGGAACCCUAGGACCUGGGCCUUGCGUAUCCUGCCCACCCUGGGGGGCCGGCCAGGGACUCCGUCACAAAGCCGAGUCUACCAGGCCGGCCCCACCCUGAGCCCCUGGGCCAUCGCUGGCAUCGUCCUGGGCUCCCUACUGGGCCUGGCACUACUGGCAGUGCUUCUCCUCCUGUGCAUCUGCUGCCUGUGUCAUUUUCCGGGAAAGAGUCCUAAGAAAAAGAAGCAUCCCCCCGCUUUGGCCCCUGUGAUCACCCCACCAGAAAAGAAGAUGCAGAGUGUGACCCCAGUGCAGACCCCAUGGCCUCUGCCCUUCAAAGUCCCACUGGAGGACCCUAGGCCAACCAAGGGCCACCAAGUGAGCGCCGUGGGCCCCAGUCCAGUCGUCUCUCCAAGUGGGGGCCCAAAGACUGUUCGGGCAGCUACACAAGUGUGAUCAGAGCCAGUGGCCUGCUCUGCACAGGAACUUUCUGUUUCAAUAUUGCUAUGACUGAGGGGUGAACCCCAAAAGUGGGUGGGACUUCCUGACUCCCUCUCACCUCAGAAAAAAAUUCUACCUAUAUUUGUGUAACUAAGGAGAUGUGACUCCUGGGCUGGGAAGGACUCCUGCUGAUCUCACUGUGUGGUUUGCACAAUCUCCAAGGCUCUGUGGUGGACAGUCAGGACUUGAUGUAUUAUUCCCAGCUAGAGAGGGAGCCUGGUCACGUUCUCUGAAGAGGUCCCCCUGCACUCACUUUGCCUCCUCCAGGCCACACCCCAUCCAAAUCCCAGAGUCUUUAUCUUAAAACAGAUCAGAUCAUGUCCCUCUUUUCUUUAAACCCUUUUAUGGUCACAAAUUGACCUUCAGAUAUUAUCCAAACUCAUCAUGACCUUCAAAGCCUUGUUUGGUCUCCAUCAGCCUCCUGGACCUCACCUCCCAAAACUGCACCUGCCCCAUCCCACCCCGCAGCAGUACAGGCUUUCUCUCAGCCACACUUUGUUUUGCCUCCAGGCCUUUGACCCUAGACUUUGCUCUGCCUGGAACACUUCUGUUUCCUCUGUGUCAUUCAUUUCUGAAGUCUAAGGGUAACCAUUACCAUCUAAGAAGACCUUCCCCAUACCCCUCCCUUGGUCAUGGAUUAAGUCCCAGAGUUCCUGAACUACCCCCUCCUGGUACAUAAAUACAUAAUUACUUGUAUAGCCUCCAACUCCCUCUUCAAACUGAGAGCUUCACAAAGGCAGAGACCAUUUCAUUAUCUCAACAUUUAACACACAGCCUGGCACACAGCAGACAAUAAAUAUUUGUUGACUGA